Molecule: messenger RNA, 435 nt
Organism: Peniophora sp. CBMAI 1063
Lineage: Eukaryota; Fungi; Basidiomycota; Agaricomycetes; Russulales; Peniophoraceae
Source: the annotation of a GenBank genome assembly
AUGUCAUAUUCAUCUGAGCUUCUGCUUCUUACCGGCGAGUUCGGCGUGGACGAGGCCGACUAUCUACCACGUGCUGGCCUCUGGGCCGAUGGAUCUUCUCGUCUACGUCAGGCACAAGCUGAGGCCGGUGCUCCCGCCCUUAGUGUGCGGAUGAGCGAACAAGACCCGGUACUGCAGUUGCGCGACUCGGAGGAUUUCCACGAUGCUACCUCUGAUGACGAGGUUGACACUCCGCGCAGGGUGCACUGGCCGGACGACUUUUCAGUAAACGAUUCCGACACCGAGCAAUCUAGUAGCGACUCUACAGAACUCGACGAACUCGAUGAACUGGGGGACCCUGCACAACUCGAGAAGCCAAGCAGUGACGAUAUCCCGGCAGAGACAUCGUCCGAGGGUAGGCAGAUGCGUCGUAGAGUGAACGAGGACGUGCACUGA